Messenger RNA from Nelumbo nucifera (sacred lotus), 2485 nucleotides. RefSeq names its product GPI transamidase component Gpi16 subunit family protein. Gene Ontology annotation, cellular component: GPI-anchor transamidase complex. Gene Ontology annotation, biological process: attachment of GPI anchor to protein. NCBI's taxonomy places the organism in Eukaryota, Viridiplantae, Streptophyta, Magnoliopsida, Proteales, Nelumbonaceae. The record is from RefSeq and is a predicted model, not a curated record.
UCCUUCUUAUCACUCGACGCUUACAUCGGUUUUUAUCAUCGUUUGGGCUCCCCAAUACCGACCACCGAAGCCCUGUGUUGUUCGCCGGCCGAGCAAAAUCAUUAGCAGUAGCCAUCACCUCCAGCUUCGUCUCGACUUUGAACGAAACUUCCAUCGAUCUCUCCUCCCUUGUCAGUCUGUCGGUUGCAAGCCUCUACUAUCACUGUUGCAAGCCAGAUCGGAGAUUCCAUCCUCAAGCUUAGUCUUUAACUUUUAAUGGCGAAUCCCCUGCAGUCCUUCUCAUCAUCGAUAUUUUGUUGAAGCAGUUGAUGGCGUUUCAAUGGUCAGUCCUAUACUUCCUUGUUCUAUUGCAAGUUUCCUUCACUCCAAUCUUCGCCGGAUCCAGUGGGGAAGAAGAGUUCUCUGAGGAAUUGCUCCUGAGGCCCUUGCCUGAUCGGAAGGUCCUUGCUCAUUUCCAUUUUGAAAGCAGAGCACCUCCUACGGAGAUCUAUGGCCACCAUCACCGUCUCUUCCCAAAAGCCAUUUAUCAGCUGGUCCAAAAGUUCCAAAUUCGGGAAAUGGAGUUGUCAUUUACACAAGGCCGCUGGAACUAUGAACGAUGGGGUGGAUUCAACCCCAUCACAAGUGCCAAUGCCAAGCCUCCUGGAGUAGAGUUGUGGGCCAUUUUGGAUGUACCUCCUGAUCAGGUUGAUGCUAGCUGGAAGAAUUUAACUCACACUCUUUCAGGUCUUUUUUGUGCUUCAAUCAACUUCCUAGAGUCUUCAACUGCUUAUUCUUCUCCAGAUUGGGCAUUUCAGCCAUCAUCAAGAAGUCUUAGAUAUGGUGCAUUGCCACGAGAAGCUGUUUGCACUGAGAACCUAACUCCUUGGUUGAAGUUGCUGCCAUGCCGUGACAAAGCAGGGCUUGCUGCAAUAUUGGAUAGACCAUCAAUUUAUAGAGGAUUUUAUCAUUCACAGCGGCUGCGGUUGACCUCAACUGAAGUUGGUUCAGAAAAAGGGAUGGAAUCCGGAAUAGUACUUGAACAGACCCUCACUAUUGUCCUUGAACCUGAUGCCCAAAGACCUAACACGAAUCAUCUUGGUGGAAGAGUAUUACAACCAAGUUGGUCUCUUAGAUCAAUUUUUGGAAGGGAAAUCAGUGGACGAUGUGUUCUUGCAAAGUAUAGUACAGUAUUCAUUGAAGUGGAAAGGAAUUUAGUCUCUGAGCUCAAGAAGCUAGGAAGAAGACGUGGGGUUGCUGAAAUUGCUUCUGAUUCUUGGACUGACCCAUUUUUUGACUUGUCUGUUACCCCCGACAAAACCAUUAAAGAGAUGAAUGUAACACAUGGUGAUAGCUCAUCUAUUCUUUAUGAGUUCUCCACUGAAAAAUACCUUGAUUAUGAACCAUUUGAUGUAGGGUUAACAUGGAAGCUUCCUGUAGUGUGGUCAAGUCCUCAAGCACCAUUUCGUGCUAGUAGGUUUUUAAUAGGAAGUGGGAAUCAAAGGGGUUCUAUUGCAAUUUCCUUGAAAUCUACAGAACCUGGUGAGGGAUUUAUGAGCGAUCUUGCUAGAGAAGGGUGUACAGUGCGGGUUGAUGUUUUCCAGGUUGUGCCUUGGUAUGUCAAAGUUUACUUCCAUACUCUACAAGUUUUUGUUGACGGACGACACAGGAGGGUUACAGAUGCACUGGAGAAAAUUCAUGUCUCACCAUCUGAAGACAAGGUGUCACCCGGUCUUAUGGAGAUGGUCCUGAGGUUCCCUUGUAGUAUGAAGUCAGCUACACUAACCAUUGAAUUUGACAAGGGAUUUUUACACAUCGACGAAUAUCCUCCAGAUGCUAAUCAGGGAUUUGACAUUCCAUCAGCUGUAGUUAGAUUUCCUGACUUCCAAGCAAGCACAUAUUAUCUGAAAGACAACUCAAGAAAGUCAGCCCUAUUGUCAAAAUUCCAGGAAAAGAAUCUUCUUCUGUCUUAUACAGAAAUCUUACUUGUGCCUCUUGCUACCCCUGAUUUUAGCAUGCCUUACAAUGUCAUAACAAUCACAUGCACAGUAUUUGCUUUGUAUUUUGGAUCACUGCUCAAUGUGUUAAGGAGGCGCGUUGGCGAGGAAGAAAGAUUCUUAAAAGAAGCUAGCAUGAGGAAAGGUAUGCUUCCUCAGCUUCUAUCCAAGUUGUCUGCAAAGCUACGUGGAAAGUAUAAAGAUUCACCCCAGUCAUCAUCAUCUUCAUCAUCCUUAUUGAAUCCAAAGCUUAUGUUCAAGGUUGCCUUGGUGGCUGGGAUUGCAGUUGGUUGGCAUUAUUAUUUUGAAUGAUAGUCAGCGUUAAAUCAACAUGAUACAUCUCUUGUACAAUACGUGAUUGAAGCAGGAACAAUUUUAGUGACCUAACCAAAAACAAAAUGAAAAAAGAAAGUUCUCUCUUGUUGUCAGAUGCUGUAACAUUGAAUUGUAAUCAAAUUUCCUUUGAUAUAUUAGUUUGACGAACUGGUUGAGGAUGGGUUUCUGAUUCA